Molecule: messenger RNA, 4764 nt
Organism: Carcharodon carcharias (great white shark)
Lineage: Eukaryota; Metazoa; Chordata; Chondrichthyes; Lamniformes; Lamnidae
Gene: tmtc3
Product: transmembrane O-mannosyltransferase targeting cadherins 3
Exons: 14
Coding region: 153-2912 (919 amino acids)
Biological process (GO): protein O-linked glycosylation via mannose
Cellular component (GO): endoplasmic reticulum
Molecular function (GO): protein binding; mannosyltransferase activity
Source: RefSeq, a predicted model, not a curated record
GGAGGCGGGAGCCGGUUGCGGACGGAUCGGAAGGGCAGGCGGACGGGAGUUGGACAGCUGCCUGGCGAUGCAGCCGUGCUGAAGACGGGAAUUUAGCGCACGGCGGGCGGAACCUUUGAGCCAGAGGGAGCGCCGCCGAGCAGCCCGUGAGAAUGGCUGGGCUGAGUUGGAAGGAGAUCGUUUUGUUGACUGGGGUGGUGGCUGUGUGUUACUGGAACAGCACUUAUUGUGGAUUCGUCUUUGACGAUGUUUCUGCCAUUCUGGACAACAAAGACCUGCAUCCUUCUACACCACUGAAGAACCUUUUCUGCAAUGACUUCUGGGGAACUCCUAUGACAGAGGAAAGGAGCCACAAAUCCUACCGACCACUCACUGUGCUCACCUUCCGAUUAAACUACCUUUUCAGUGAACUGAAUUCUGCUUUCUAUCAUCUCUUGAAUCUUGUCCUGCAUGCAGUGGUCUGCAUAAUCUAUCUCAAAGUAUGCCAGCUAUUCCUGGACAGGAAGUCCAGUCUGAUUGCAUCUCUGCUUUUUGCAGUUCAUCCAAUUCACACAGAAGCGGUUACUGGAGUCGUAGGUCGGGCUGAGCUCUUGUCCUCCAUUUUCUUUUUGGCUGCAUUUUUAUCGUACACUAAGUCUAAGGGUCCCAACAAUUCAAUCGUGUGGACACCUAUUGUGGUCACAGUAAUACUAGUUGCUGUUGCAACUUUAUGUAAGGAACAAGGAAUAACGGUCAUCGGCAUAUGCUUUGUCUAUGAAAUCUUUGUCGCCCAAGGAUUUACUUUGCAUGUUGUGGGGGAAAUUGUGGUUCACUUGGUACAAGGAAAGGGCACUCUACCAUCGUGGGUGCUCCAGAUGCUGAUCAAACUUAUUUUUUUGAUGCUCAGCACACUUCUGCUCGUCAUUGUCCGAGUUCAGGUCAUUCAAUCCCAGCUGCCAGUUUUCACCAGGUUUGAUAAUCCAGCUGCUGUCAGUCCGAGCCCUGUGAGGCAGCUCACGUUCAACUAUCUCUUGCCGUUGAAUGGCUGGCUUCUCCUGAACCCGUCACAAUUGUGCUGUGACUGGACAAUGGGCACUAUCCCACUAGUGGAAUCGGCCUUGGAUAUUCGGAACCUCGCCACAGUCACUUUCUAUUUUCUAAUGGCUCUGCUGAUACAUUAUAGUCUUCGCUAUCCUGGAGAAUCAUCCCAAGUUGUAAUAAUGGCGCUUUCAUUUAUGGUGUUGCCAUUCAUUCCGGCAUCAAACUUGUUCUUCCCUGUUGGCUUUGUGGUAGCAGAGCGUGUGCUUUACGUACCCAGCAUGGGGUUUUGUUUGCUGGUUGCCCAUGGAUGGAAGAAGAUAACGGAAACACGGAACUUAAAGAAGCUGUCAUGGAUUGGUUUGAUGAUUCUACUUGUUGUCCAUACCAGCAAAACAAUUUACCGAAAUUGGGAUUGGGAGUCUGAGUACACACUAUUCAUGUCUGGUCUGAAGGUCAAUAAAAACAAUGCAAAACUUUGGAACAACGUGGGACAUGCUUUGGAAAAUGAGCAUAACUAUGGGAAAGCUUUGAAGUACUUCAUUCAAGCCACGAGGGUUCAACCAGAUGAUAUUGGGGCCCAUAUGAAUGUUGGAAGAACAUAUAAAAACCUGAACAAAACCAAAGAAGCAGAAGAUGCCUACAUGCUGGCAAAAUCACUUAUGCCACAGGUUAUACCAGGAAAGAAGUAUGCAGCACGCGUCGCACCCAAUCACCUAAAUGUUUACAUCAAUCUCGCAAAUUUGAUUCGAGGGAAUGAAUCUCGGUUGGAGGAGGCUGACCAACUAUACCGCCAAGCGAUCAGUAUGAGACCUGAUUUUAAACAGGCAUACAUCAACAGGGGUGAGUUGCUUCUGAAGAUGGACAGGCCUCUGGAGGCCAGGGAUGCCUACAUAAGAGCCCUGGAACUGGACAAGACCAACGCUGACCUCUGGUACAAUUUGGCGAUUGUGUACAUUGAGCUCAAAGAUCCAUCUGAAGCCUUGAAGCAUUUCAAUCAAGCUCUAGAAAUCAGUUCUAACCACAAGCUGGCACUGUUUAACUCGGGUCUGUUAAUGCAAGAAUCAGGUGAAGCUAGCCUGAGGCCUGAGGCGAAGAAACGUUUUUUAAGUUAUGUGGAAAUGGAGCCUGGGGACGCAAAUGGGUACUUCAAUCUGGGCAUGCUUGCCAUGGACAACAAGGAGAAUGUCGAAGCUGAAUCCUGGAUGAAGAAAUCCAUCCAGGUACAGCCAGGUUUCCGCAGCGCGCUGUUUAACCUAGCGCUGUUAUAUUCUCAGACUGGGAUGGAGUUGGAAGCUCUUCCAGUUCUGGCUGACCUGCUACAUCACCACCCUGAUCACAUUAAAGGGCUCAUCCUGAAGGGAGAUAUUCUGAUGAACAAGAAGAAGGAUAUUAAAGGAGCCAAGCGGUGCUUUGAGAGGAUUCUGGAGAUCGAUCGCUCCAACGUUCAGGGGAAGCACAACCUGUGCGUAGUGUACUUUGAAGAGAGGGACCUUGCGAGGGCAGAGGCUUGCCUGUCCGAGACCUUGGCUUUGGCACCAGAUGAGGAGUACAUCCAUCGUCACCUGAGCAUCGUGCGCAGCAAGAUAGCAGCUCAGGGCAACGGAGCCCCCCUGGAACCUUCAGCAGCGGCAACCAAUCCGACAAACCGAGUGGAGGAUAAAACUUCCAUCACGAAUCUGAAGGGGCAAGACAGUGAACAGAGGAAAGCUCCUGAAAGAGCGGAUGCUGCUGAAGGUUACAUAGAGCUUCCCAGCAACUCUAAACAAACCCAAAAUGGUCUGAACAAACGGACAAAAAAAAAGUCCAGUAAAGAGAUCAAAGAGAUUGAAAAGAAGCGAGCUGCAGCCUUAAAGAGGCUUGAAGAGAUUGAACGCAUUUUGAAUGUUGAAUAGAAAGAAAAUUGUGAAGCCUAAGGAUCUGUCUGAUCAUCGUCCUUUUAACUUGACUAUAUUAUUGUGGCAACAAUGGUUUACAGCUUCCUGCCAUGCAGGAAACAUUUUAUGCAAAGUAACUUAAAUAGGAAUCAUAAUUAAUACCAUCAAAACCAAUGGUUUUUCUGAAUGCAAAUUUAAACACUAAUUUAACAAAACCUAAAGUUUCCUACCUCCAGUCACCUUAAUAAACUAGCCUUCCGUAUAGAAACAAUUAGUGUAGCUCCUGUCAAAGAUGUUGCUUUUCAGGGCUUGCACCACAAUCAAGGGUUUGGAUGUUCUUGAGCCAGCCCAACAUUAUGGGGUGGGCCCAGUAGCUCAAUCAAUUUCCAGCUUCUUUUCCCACAUUGCUCAAUAAUUAAUUGAAUCUCAAUGUGUGGGAGUUACAGAUCAGAAAGUUUCACGUUGAAAUCUGGGCGUGUUGGCUGGUUUCAUUUGAGGCAGCAGUAAGGCACCACAUUUGCCUUUGGUGUCUCUGGGUUGAGGGAAUGGGUAAAAUCUGUCGGCGUUCCCCAACUUGACCAUUGCUGUUGGAAAGUGCAUGUGGAUAAAUGCCAUGUCAGAAUGGGGCUUGGCUGAAAAUGAUUUUCCUUUCCGCCCCCCCCCCCACAAUGACUAGGCUCACACUCGCUCGGAGCCAGGCAUUGAACAAUGCCCAUAAUGUACCCUCAGGAAAGAAAGACAAGCAAAAGCUGAGAAAGAGAGCAGGCUUUCUGAGGCUUGGGUUGGCAUCCCAUCCAGACUGGCUGGGUGAAAGCGGUUCUCUCUUGCUGUGGCUUGUAAACGCAAUGAGAUUGCCUGGGAUGAGAAUGAAUUGGCAAUCACAGCCAGUGGCCACAGGAGUGGUUACUGUCAUGGAACUUCUGCAAUGCAGCACUGAGUUAUUUUUUGAGACUGAAGUUAAAGGGCACUGCUGUAUAGUACAGAAGGCGAUUGUUAGACUUGCAUUUUAUGAAACAUGAGAAUCUUUGACAAUUUAAAAAGAAAACAUUUCCUCAAGGAAAUGUAUGAAAAGAAAAGAACUCUGAGCUUUUGAACUCUGAAAUUGUAGCACACUUCCACAACCUCUUAUUUAUAUAAUAUGUAACUGAGUGUUAUGUUCGCUGCCUUCAUGUGUUGGGUAAUGCUUAGAUAAGCUCAGUUUUCGUUUUCUGUGCAUAAACUUUAGUUACUGUAGCAAUGAAAGAAUCUUUGCUAUAGUCAUGAUAAACCACUCCUGAUAUGAAUGUUACUUAGAAGCAGCAGAUUUUCACAGGCAAUAUAUAUUGCUGCGGUUUUCCAUGUUGGAUAUAUAUACAAACAUUUAGUCUUCUAUAUCGAGUCAAAUCAUGCACCGAUAUGUUAAAACAAAAUCAAGUAUACUAUAUCCAUUUAUCUUCAGUGAGCAUUGGGUCAAACUUUUUUUUGCUCUGUUUCCAUGUUUGUGUUAAGUUGCACAAUGUAAUCACGAACUAAUUCUCAUUGAAUUAAGGACACAGCUUUUACACCGUGAUUGUACGUUACGCUGUAGUCACAGGAAUUACAUAUAAUUAAGUCAGGUUGAAAAUUCCACUGAUGAACCACUGCAGACUUAACUUCAGUUAUUCACAGUUUUGCCUUUUCAGUUCAUGGGGAAUUGAGCAAGUUUUUAAUGGUUUGAAUCACUAACUAGAAACAUGCCCUUUUAAAUGAGGCUACUUUCUACAAUACUUGACUACAAUAAUGUCUUGGUCUGUGUGUUUAUUUGACACUAACAAGUGGUAUAACCUCUCACCUAAAUGGAUGACUUUUUUUGUCCUUGCUUGAACGCAAAUAAAGUUUGAUUUUCAGCGUA